AUGGCUCCUAAGGGGAGCAACGCACAGGUGAUUGUCGAAACACCCAAGACGGCGGACACCAGACAUAGGGGUUUUCCGGCGACGACACUGCAGCAAGGCGAGGCGGGAGAAACCUGGUGUAAAGUUGUCCGAAAGGACAAAAAGACAAAGAAGAAAGCUCCAGUACAGGGAGCGGAGCAGUCGGCACAAGCCGCUCCCACACUAAGUAAGAAGGCGGCCCAGCCGAAAAGAGGUGACAAGCUGAAGAAGCCGAAGAUGAAGCUCCCCGAAACGGCGGCUGUGACCUUAAAGCUGACGCCCGAGGCUGAGGACCUGGGGUACACCUACACAAACGUCGUGGAGAUGGCAAGGGCGGCCAUCUCCCUGCCCACGGAGGAAAAAGCGGAUGCCUUGGCGUCCAAACUGAAGGAAACCAUCGCCGAAUAUGCGGAAAUUGAGAGGCCUAAUAAGACGGCAGAUCUACUGAUAUCCGGCCUGGACGACUACGGACCAUUACGGAGUUGGUGGAGGUGGUAG
Chilo suppressalis (striped riceborer) is the source of this 516-nucleotide messenger RNA. NCBI's taxonomy places the organism in Eukaryota, Metazoa, Arthropoda, Insecta, Lepidoptera, Crambidae. The record is from the annotation of a GenBank genome assembly.